Molecule: messenger RNA, 2483 nt
Organism: Opisthorchis viverrini
Lineage: Eukaryota; Metazoa; Platyhelminthes; Trematoda; Opisthorchiida; Opisthorchiidae
Exons: 8
Coding region: 119-1855 (578 amino acids)
Biological process (GO): positive regulation of transcription by RNA polymerase II
Cellular component (GO): nucleus
Molecular function (GO): protein binding; transcription cis-regulatory region binding
Source: RefSeq, a predicted model, not a curated record
GGAACAAACACUUAGAAACGCUUUUGCAGUGCACAUAAAACAAAUUCUCGAUGCCUUGUUCACACAGUAAACCCGCGAUUCAUAACUUGCCUAUUGCUCAGUUGAUGAUUGUUUCCGAAUGCAACUGAGUUCUACCAUAUACCCAACCAAUAUGAAUCACUACAUCAUUCCCGUACCACAGAAUGACCCGCGACUUUUCUCCAAUGUUUCCCAUGCAUUCUCGUUAGUUGAUUUGGGAAAGCGUCUUCUAGAGGCAGCUAAAAAUGGAGAUGUUGAAGAAGUGAAAAACCUUAUGAGCAGUGGCGCUCCAUUCACAACGGACUGGCUCGGAAUAUCCCCUUUGCAUUUUGCCGCAAUGAACGGACAUUUGAGUUCUUGUGAGGCACUGCUGAGCGCCGGGAUCAGCCGCGAUGCGCGAACGAAGGUCGAUCGGACGCCGCUCCACCUCGCUGCUCAAGAAGGUCACGCAGACAUUGUGGAAUUGUUGCUGCGUAACGGUGCAGAAAUCGAGGCCAAAGACAUGCUUCGUAUGACGGCUUUACACUGGGCCGCAGAGCGUGGGCAUACUCCGGUUGUUCAGAUGCUUAUGCGUUUCGGAGCCGAUUGUCGGACGCAAAAUAAAUUUGAGCUCACCCCGAUAGACAUCGCGGAGACCAAGGGCCACACUGAUGCUCGCGAUGCCAUGCUGAAUACAAACUACGACAUGGUUUCAUCUGUUGGUCGCAUGGCUGCAACCAACGGCGAUCUGGCAAAUGCAAAUGCAUAUAUUCUGACUGAUGAAGAGACCUUGGUACCGGCUGCUCCGCCAGCGGACGAAGUUAUUGUGACUGCAACAACAGUGGAUGAGCUCGAAGAGACUGGCAAUUCGAGAGAAUCAGCCUCCACUGCACCAGGCGCAGAUAGAUCAGCUACCGGAAGUAUUAAACCGGACCCAGACUCUUCGCUGUCCGACCCACUGGCUUCCGCGAAGUCCGACUGGGAUCGACAACCGGAAGUGGACUGCACGGUCGACUUGGAACUGGCUGUACAAGAUAGUGGCAUGUUGGAUGACGAGGCUGAGAACGAUCCAUUUCACGACAAUCCUUCUGUUCGCUCCCACUUCAGUGACGAUGCGGUACCAUCGAAAAACGAUGAAACGGCUGGCCGCGAUGUGAUGUUGGUCGAAACCCCAGACGGCGAUAUGCUCUAUGUUCGACAACUGAAUAACACUUUCGGCCCUGAGGGAAUAGCGAUUUUCACCAGCACAGGAGAACAGGUCCACAGCUCAUCACUAAUGGCCCAAGUUAUCGAAGCGCUGUUUGACCUGCCCAAGGGAUCGGCGUCCAAUGGAACGGUGUCAGACGAUCUUCGCACAUCCUCACCCAGUCGAUCACCUACUGCAAUAAGGAGUCCUACACGCCCCAUGGUUCACCGUGCGAAUGGCUCAGCUAAACGCUAUAGCCCACGUCUCAUCCCUUCUGUCAGUGGAGGAAAACGCCCAAAACCUGAUAGGGCUACGAAGCAUUCUGCACAUGCUCCCUUGCGCCACACCUCGCCGAGGUCUGUCAGGGCUGCUACUGAGGAAGAUGAGGACUGUGCUGUUAUCACUCAAUUGGCAUUAUUCGCAGAGGGAAAACAGGAGGGAGAAAACUCGUCCUUUCGUGUGGAAGGCAUCGGUCUUUCAGCUUCCAUUCAGGAAAUCUGUAACUGGUGCCUAUACAAUGGGAUCUUUGUACAGAGCUUCGCUUCCGGUCCGGACUUUGUUGUAGAGCUCAUCCACCAAGGAAAAACCCACAUCCUGGACGCCAGUUAUGACCCCGAAACCGGUACCAUCACGUUCCACCGACCAACAGGCGUUUCGACGGCAGAUGAUUGACUGCGAACGACAGCACCUUGCCCCAUCGUGUGAUUCCCGUGUAUCUAAUCCCCUCUUGUCUAUAUUGCAUUUUUUCAGUAAGAUCAAAAAACCCCUUUCAUUGAAUUAACAAUGAAUAUUUGAUGAAAGGCAAAUUGGGGAUAGGAUUCUAAAUGCAAUUGAAAUAGUUAAAUCGGGUGAUCAAAGAUCAGAAAAAUCUAUGGGUGCUAACAAAAUACGGGAUAUCACAAUUUGUGGUAAAGGUAAUUGCACGGUCCAAUGUGUGAAAAUAAGAGCAUUUUCCCCGGGUCGUCCAGGUGUGGACCGACAGGAUUGCACAAAUCGUUGCUGAAAAAGUUGGCGGAGCUGCCGCACAAUCAGCGACUGGAGGCUUAGCGGGACUUCCGAUCUGUUUGCCGCGAAUCGAAUGCUGAAAAUGGGCAAAAAUAUAUGAGUUGGGCUUAUAACACGUAAAGACGAUUAAAUUCAUCGGUUGUAAACACUUGGCCGGUCUGCUUAACCUGGGAAAACUCAAUGACCUAAUCGUGAGCCGAUUAUUUCCACUGUGCAUUCUACCGGACAGCAUAUUGUUUUGAAUUACCAACGGGACCAAACAAGAUGCUCGCCGUUCGGGCUAAAAAGUACGGUU